This is a messenger RNA of Rotaria sordida, 1587 nucleotides long. Lineage: Eukaryota; Metazoa; Rotifera; Eurotatoria; Philodinida; Philodinidae. The record is from the annotation of a GenBank genome assembly.
AUGACAACAUCAAAUAGCAAUUACACUUACCACCCGUCGUCCAUACAACUGGAACAUACCACGAAAACCCCAACCCCAAAAACCAAAACCAAGAAAACCAAAUUUUUCCAUUUAACAUUGAAUGAAAUAUUAACUCUUCUGUGCGCAACUUUUUUACCCAUAGUUCUUGGUAUCUAUACUGCAAUAAUCACUGUACAGGAAGGAACAGUGGCUGAUGAAAGACGACAAUUUGAUUUGGAACAAGCAGCUAAAUUCAGACAACAAACAAUUUAUGAUAAAUUUUUAGAUGAUAUUUACAAAUUAGAGAAAGACGGUUAUUUAAAUGAGGAAAAAAAUCCAUGGGCAUUUGCCAAUGCUCGUUUUCGUGCUGCACAUCGCCAAUGGGAUGCUAUACGUAAAGCAGAUAUUUUACAAUUUCUCAAAGAAAACCAAUUAAUUGGUAGAAAACCAAGUAUUAAAAAUCGUGCAGUUAAGAAAGUUGAUAAUAUAAUUCAUCUAAAUGAUUUAAACUUCGAUAAUAUAAGUUUAACAAGUCCAACUGGUUCAUUAAAUUCAUUAAAUCUUGAAUAUAUUGUAUUCGACCAAAUAUCAAUGAUCAAUGCUCGAUUCUCAUUUGUCAAUCUGAGAGAAACAUCAUUUAGCCAUUCACGAUUAAAUAAUGUCAAGUUUUCAGAUUCAUCAUUAGCUUAUGCUAGUUUCAACAGUACAGAAUUGGAUGGAACAGACUUUGGUAAUACAAAUAUGAUAGGUGUGGAAUUUUCCAAUAUUGAUUUGUGUACAACAAUAUUAACAGAAAUACAACUGCAACAAAUAGUAUUUACAAAUAGUAUAUUACCAAACUCAUCAAUAUGCGGACAAGAAAAAACAACCAGCACACCAAGCAUGAUAACGAUAUCGACAACAGAAGAACUUUCUACAUCACAAUCAACACCUACUGCUUUAUGUCCUGCCGCAAAUACAUUAAAUUCAAAAGAGGCACUUACAAUCACAUUUGGUAGUGGUGCAACACAAUAUUCUUCAGCAACACCUGCUGCCUUUGGAUUCACUACAACUUACCAACAAAUAUUCAACGGAUUAAAUGGUAUUGUAAAUAAUGGACAGUUCGCUUUCGUGACUACAGUUAGUCCAGUAGCAUCUUCGUGGCAUCAAGAUACAGUAGAUCACACACCAAACGAUGAUACGACAACUACUCACGGAUAUAUGAUGUUCGUCAAUGCGAAGGAGACUCCUGAUGAUGUUUUCAGGAUGACAAUCAAUAAUUUGUGUAUUGGGUCACGUUAUGAAUUUUCUGUCUAUCUAGCUAAUAUUGCCAAAAAAGGAACUAAUCUAACUCCACCAAAUAUUAAAUUUGAAGUUCAAACUGCAACAACUCCAAAUACUUUGCUUGGAACUGUAGCUACAGGCGACAUACCAGCAUAUGCCACUCUUGCUUGGUCAAAUUAUGGUAUGUCAUUCAUUGCAAUGACCAGUUCAGUCAUCUUGUCAAUGAUUUCAAAUGCUUCCGGAGGAGGUGGAAAUGAUCUCAUUGUUGAUGAUAUUACAUUGCGGGUUUGUUCACCUACUGCUAAUGCUAUCUGUAAUCCGUAA